ACAGUUCGAAAACCCAUGACAAAAGGGGCCGGAUCUAAAAACAUCUUUUUCUUACCGUUAUAUGCCCACACCGUGCCCCACAAUUCCCAGGGCCAAGAAUUCAAAAAAGAGGGCCAACCCAACCCAAAAGAAAAAAAGCCCCUCCUGGGCGUGGCCGGUGUCCCUUUCCCAACGGCUACUUUCCAUCCUCUAAACAAGUAAAGAUCUUUUAGAUCUCCUCACCUCUUCCAGUCCCAAAUCAUUUUCGCCAUUGCUAUAUUCCCGCACUCGACAGUAGCCCAUAGAAUUCUCUCGCCGUUAAAUUCGCCUGUCUGUGACCCGAUUUCCUCUUUCCCUAAAUCUCCCAUCAAUUUAGGAUCCCUGCAAUUAAGUCCCCCCCCCCCCCAACCGCUACUAAAUCUAUGGAGAUGGAUUCCGCGCCCAUAAAUUGCACGCAGAGGUCGAACCCAAGCGCUGCUCUCACGAAAUCAGCUUCUCGAUUAGCUCGAAACACGGCCUGUUCCGUCCAAGGGAAAGAUCCACCACCUCACCUUUCAAUCGAUCUCGUGCUCCCUUCAUCGCCCAAGAGAGGACAGUCCACGCCCUCGGGUCUUUCAGCCAGGUCAUCCACGAGCUCUCUCCCUCUCCGCGAACUCCUCCUCCUUUCGCCGUCGCCUUCCAGGAAACCCAGGGUUCGGCCGGCCGAUCGGAUCGAGAUGGCGCCGGAGGAAGCAGGUGCCGGCGGGGUUGAGCCAGCUGGAGCCCGCCGCAGGUGCAAGACCAGGGGAUCUCAAGUGGGUGGCUUGGGAUGCGCUUCCCCACGGAACAGCAGGAGGUUGAGGAAGAGGUUGGAGGUGGAUAUUAGAGAAGAGCGGGAAUCGGUGGUGGGUUUAGGGGAGGAGUUUGGGAAACCGAGGAAGAGACGGCACGGCGGUGGUGGUGGCCGGUCCAAGAAGGAGAAGCUCGCUUUGGUUCCACCGCUGCCUUCGUCGAGUUACUGUCCGAAAGCUGAUGAUUGCGAUGGAAGCAAUUUCGAUAGACUUGGGGCGACAAUAUAUGAUCUUGUCAUGUGGGAAGACGUUGCCAAAUCUAGCCUCUGGUUUGGUUUCGGCUCCUUGUGUUUCCUAUCUUCUUGCUUCGCAAAGGGCAUCAACUUCAGCAUGUUUUCUGCUAUUUCCCAACUCGGGCUUCUGCUUCUAGGAGCAUCAUUCUUCUCCAACUCAAUAUGCCAAAGAAACACCAAUGCAAAUGAACGAGACGGUAGGCUGAAAGACGAGGACAUCCUGAGAUUGGGUAGGUUGAUACUUCCGCCGGCAAAUCUUGCAAUCUCAAAGACCAGGCAGCUUUUCUCUGGUGAACCAUCCAUGACGCUGAAAGUGAUCCCGUUCUUGCUUCUGGGAGCUGAGUUUGGUCACCUUAUCACCUUCCGGAGGCUUUGUGCAGUAGGAUUUUUUGCUAGCUUCACUGCCCCAAAACUGUAUUCAUGCUACUCUGAUCAGAUAACCCAUAAAGUUGAAAACGCAAAAUGCAGAAUUUUGGAGACCUGGGGCUCCUGCUCUCGCAAGAAGCUUGUCACAGCAUCGGCUAUCACAGCCUUCUGGAAUUUGUCCAGCAUCAAAACCCGAAUUUUCACUGCAUUCAUAGUCUUGGUCAUACUCCGUUGCUGCCGGAAGCAUAUACUGCCAGAGAUGGGAGAUGAGGCGGCACCAGUUGAAGCAGUUCAAGAGGACAAAGAGGAGGCAGCAGUAGCUCGAGUAGAGGCAGGAGCAGAAGGGGAUGCGGCAGAGGAGGAUAUGGAGCUAGAGGAAGAACAGGAGGAAGUACUGCCAAUGGUGGUGGCAACAGAAAUGUCGCAUAAAUAAGUACUGAACAACCGCUAAUAAUCCAAUGUAGUAAGUAGCCUUCAGCAAUGGGGGAUGCUUUUCCGUGUCCAUAUAGAAUAACUUCACGGUUUGUAAUCAUAGAGGAAAUGCGUCAUUUCCAGAGUUGAUGCGUGCAUUUUGUGUACAAGUAAAAACUGCUUUUUCCCCAACUUGUUCAACCAGCCACGCUUUGAGAUGAUUUUUGAAGAAAGAUCCAGUUAUCCGGCACGAGCUGUAGCUUUCUAGUCCCUAAGGGUUAUUACGAUGAUGUUGCUACUAGUCCCUAAGGGUUAUCCGGCACGCACUAGGGCGUGCACCAAGAACCCCAGCUUCCUCUAAGACAGUGGCGGAUACAUGCAUGGUUAGGGGUGUCCCGGGACACCCCUAAAAUGUGGAAACACGAUUAUUCAAUUUACGAUAGUAGUUUACGUAUGAGAAAAAAAUGUUUAAGUGGUAGUGGGACACCUUUAAAUUUUGGGAAAAUGAUUAUCCAAUCUCCCGUAGUAGUUUGCGUAUUGGUACAAAUAAUAUUUAAGUAGUAGUUUAUGUGGUUUAAAUUUGGGACACUGCCACUAUUAGUUAAUAUAUUUUCAAUUAUGCUACAACUCAUUUGUUAGUGUGUUUUAGAUCCAAAUACAAUAGUAAAAUGUUAUUCUUAUC
This is a messenger RNA of Linum trigynum, 2501 nucleotides long. The record is from the annotation of a GenBank genome assembly. Lineage: Eukaryota; Viridiplantae; Streptophyta; Magnoliopsida; Malpighiales; Linaceae.